Huiozyma naganishii CBS 8797 is the source of this 909-nucleotide messenger RNA. Its product is annotated as S-formylglutathione hydrolase. Gene Ontology annotation, biological process: formaldehyde catabolic process. The record is from RefSeq and is a predicted model, not a curated record. Gene Ontology annotation, cellular component: cytosol. Gene Ontology annotation, molecular function: S-formylglutathione hydrolase activity. Bases 1 to 909 code for a protein of 302 amino acids. Lineage: Eukaryota; Fungi; Ascomycota; Saccharomycetes; Saccharomycetales; Saccharomycetaceae. The transcript has a single exon.
AUGACGUUCACAGUGAAACAGAAGAUCAAUGUUUGCAACGGGAAGCUUCUAAGGAUGUCCCAUGAAUCCGAGUCGACGGGCACCACAAUGGACGUCAACGUCUACUUGCCCAAACAGUACUGGCAGUGUGUCAGGGGCAACGAGGCCCUGAUGAAACCCAUCCCCACGAUCUAUUACCUAUCUGGGCUCACAUGCACUCCGCAGAACGCUUCCGAGAAGGCGAUGUGGCAAUUCCAAGCGGAUAAGUACGGGUUUGUGGUCGUUUUCCCAGAUACGUCACCAAGAGGCGACGAUGUCCCAGGGGACCCAGAAGGUAGUUGGGAUUUUGGGCACGGUGCAGGUUUCUACAUUGAUGCUACGAAAGAACCAUACAGCAAGAACUACAAUAUGUACACGUAUGUCCAUGAGGAGUUACCAAGGGUGUUGGAUCAACAUUUUGCUGACACGGGGAAGCACGUCGAUUUCUUGGAAAACGUCUCGAUCACUGGCCAUUCCAUGGGUGGGUACGGUGCCCUAUGCGGGUUUCUCAAGCAACAGGCGCAUUACAAAUCCUGUUCCGCGUUUGCCCCCAUCGUGAACCCAAAGAAUGUCCCCUGGGGACAGAAGGCGUUCAACGGGUAUUUGGAGUCCAAGGCGGAGUGGGACCUGCACGACCCUUGCGAGUUGAUCAAGCAGACUCCACGCGAGGAGAGGAGACACAUUCUGAUCCACGUCGGCGACGCAGACCCGUUCUACGAGGAACAAUUGAAGCCGCAGUCAAUAGUCGAGGCUUCGCAAGACACGCCAUGGGCGAACAAAAUCGAGCUGAACAUAGUAGCGGGAUUCGACCACUCCUACUACUUCGUGAGCACUUUCGUGCCACAGCACGCGAAAUUCCACGCGGAACACCUCGGCCUGAAGGAACACUGA